CAUGCGCAGCCUGACGCAUGCGCACUCUAAACGCAGGCCGGCAAGACGCGGAAGAAAAAGAUGGCGGCGCCGAGCCUGCCCACACCGCUGUAUGGACACGUGGGUCGCGGAGCCUUCAGCGACGUGUACGAGCCUUCGGAGGACACGUUCCUGCUGCUGGACGCGCUCGAGGCGGCGGCGGCCGAACUAGCAGGAGUGGAAAUAUGCCUUGAAGUUGGAGCAGGGUCUGGUGUGGUGUCUGCGUUCCUGGCCUCCAUGAUAGGUCCUCAGGCCUUGUACAUGUGCACUGAUAUCAACCCCCAGGCGGCCGCAUGUACCCUGGAGACAGCACACUGUAACAGAGUCCACCUUCAGCCAAUAAUUACAGACUUGGUCCAAGGCUUGCUGCCCAGAUUGAAGGGGAAAGUUGAUCUGCUGGUGUUUAACCCCCCCUAUGUAGUGACUCCACCUGAAGAGGUAGGAAGUCACGGAAUAGAAGCAGCUUGGGCUGGUGGCAGAAACGGACGGGAAGUCAUGGACAGAUUCUUCCCGCUGGCUUCAGAACUCCUCUCCCCCAGAGGGCUGUUCUACUUAGUUACGAUAAAAGAAAACAAUCCAGAAGAAAUUUUUAAAACACUGAAGACAAAAGGUCUGCAAGGGACCACAACACUUUGCAGGCAAGCAGGCCAAGAAAUCCUGUCAGUCCUCAGGUUCAGCAAGUCCUAAUGUCCUGAGAACCACCAGAUGCCCGAGAACUGCCUGAAGCGGAAUGCACUCAGCUGGUUCGAGACGGACGUCAUUCCCUGGCCAAGAAAGUUUAUCAGAAAUGUGUCAUAAAGAAAAAGAUGGAGUUAGGGUGGUCAUGACACAUACCUUUAAUCUGAACACUCAGGAGAGUUCCAGGACUGCCAGGACUGUCACCCAGAGAAACCCUGUCUCAGGGGGCAAAGAAAGAAAGGGUGGGAGCUGGAUAAGUGGCUAAGAGGUUAAGAGCACUGGCUGCUAGUGCAGGGGAUUGGGCCCGACUUUCAGCACCCACAUGGUGGCUCACAGCCACCAUAACUCCAGUUUCAAGGGCUCCUGGCCUUUUCUGACCUUCAGGGUACCAGGCACACGUGUGGUAUUACAUACAUAAUGCAAAACAUGCAAAGAAAACAAAGCUGAAAACCAGAAACAGUUAAGCUCAGGCAUUUUGUUUUCAGGGACUCAAGUAUGUGGGUAUUUCUGUACACUUGCAAGCAAAUGUGUAUAUUCUAUUUAUAAUUUAUAUUUUAUGUUAUAUUUAUAUAUGAAAGAAUGUUUGAUUUAGCAUUAGCUAUAAUAGCAAAGUAAUAUAACCACCCUAAAAGUCCAUCAGAAAGGACACUGGUUAAAAUAAGUCUCAGCUAUCCAUUCCACUGAACAUACAGCCACGAAACGAGUCACUGUGUAGACCUGAACCAGAUGGCAGCUGGCUACAACGGAGUGCAAAGAGGAAGCUGCAGAUGAAUUUCAUCCUAUAUAUACUGUUCUGAGAACCCUUCCGAAGCAGUGUAUCGAUGUGUGUGCAUGACAAAGGCUUGAGGGUAAACUGCAGGAAUAAAGCAACGUUCACUCUUA
Messenger RNA from Alexandromys fortis (reed vole), 1578 nucleotides. RefSeq names its product N-6 adenine-specific DNA methyltransferase 1 (gene Hemk2). The record is from RefSeq and is a predicted model, not a curated record. Bases 61 to 705 code for a protein of 214 amino acids. Gene Ontology annotation, biological process: methylation. Gene Ontology annotation, cellular component: eRF1 methyltransferase complex. NCBI's taxonomy places the organism in Eukaryota, Metazoa, Chordata, Mammalia, Rodentia, Cricetidae. The transcript has 6 exons. Gene Ontology annotation, molecular function: nucleic acid binding; protein methyltransferase activity; S-adenosylmethionine-dependent methyltransferase activity.